GAACACAUCCGCCUGUAGUGUUUUGAUUUUGGGAAUGUAGGCUGUUGGUUUAAAUUUGAUUAAUAUUAAUAGCGCAAUUUAUUGAGUCUGUAUAAAGUAAACGUUACAAAGUUACAUAUAAACUAAAAAAACAGCAGCUCAUAUCUAGAGUAGCCAGAGUUAGAAUAACUACUAAUAAACUUCUUCUGAUCUUCGUUGGUAUUAAGGGAAGAGAAGGUACACGUCGUCUUUGUAUAGUUUGGAAACAUCUUCUAGGAAUAACAGACAAGAUCAUUUAAUUUUUUUAAAUUUCUUCAAAUCAAAAGUCCUGAUUGCUGUUGUCUAUCAGGGUCGCGUACAGCGGAAAAAAGUCUAUACCCUGAAAAUGGCUUCUUCGUUCGUUGUCGGGGAACAAUCGAGGUUAAAAAUAAGAGAUUUAAUGAAAAAGGAGAAGUAUCUUCCUGUAGAUUUGCAGGCAGAACUGGAGAGCUGCCUUGGACAGGGACGGCAAGCGACAGUCUCUUUUACCGUGGCCAGAAGACUCCAAAGAUGUUUAAGAGAUCGAGGAACUCUAGUGUAUCUUCAUGAGCUAUUUGAAGACAGUGAAGUUUACUUGCCAGAAAUACAGAAACCUCCUAGGAAUCCAGAGCUUGUGGCCCGACUAGAGAAGAUGAAAGCCAAGCUGGCCAAUGAAGAGUACUUAAGAAUUACCAGGAAUGUCAAUUGCCAGGAGUUAAAUCGACAAGGAUCUUUAGCUGACUUUGGAAGACAAGUGCGGUCCAUGAAGACUGUGGUUGUCACCAUCUUCAAUUUCUUGGUGACAGUAGUGGCAGCAUUUGCUUGCACCUACUUGGGCAGCCAGUAUAUCUUCACAGAGACUGCUGCGAGGGUCCUGUCUGCUGUGAUUGCUGCCUCAGUGGUAGGUCUGGCAGAGCUAUAUGUGCUCGUAAGGACCAUGGAGGGAGAGAUGGGCGAGCUAUAGGCCUUUUUCUCCAGCAGAAACACAAUCAAAAAAGGAAGGUUUCUUUCUGUUUAUACAAUAUGAAUUGUUCUAAUUUGACACACUUCUAAGCAAUACAAGCAUCACCAAUUUCUAAUGUAUUUAUAUAAACAAUCAUUAAUUUAUUAAUUGUUUGUGGAAUGUAGUAGAACUAUGUACAUAAAGUCUGAACUACUGUCUUCAUUACUUCAGAAUAAAUUACAUUGCAUUUUUUAAUUAC
Molecule: messenger RNA, 1199 nt
Organism: Lepisosteus oculatus (spotted gar)
Lineage: Eukaryota; Metazoa; Chordata; Actinopteri; Semionotiformes; Lepisosteidae
Gene: vma12
Product: transmembrane protein 199
Biological process (GO): vacuolar proton-transporting V-type ATPase complex assembly
Cellular component (GO): endomembrane system
Source: RefSeq, a predicted model, not a curated record